Molecule: messenger RNA, 669 nt
Organism: Meloidogyne enterolobii
Lineage: Eukaryota; Metazoa; Nematoda; Chromadorea; Rhabditida; Meloidogynidae
Source: the annotation of a GenBank genome assembly
AUGGGAAGUUCGCAAAAUACUCUCACAUCAAGAGGUUUAUUAAUUGUUUUAGAAGGGCUUGAUAGAAGUGGAAAAACAACUCAGGCACGUCUAUUGUUUGAACAUUUUAAAAGUUUGGGUAUUGAUGCUAGAAUUCAACGCUUUCCAGACAGAGAAGAACCAACAACAGGACCAGCUAUCAAUAAAUUCCUCAAAAAUGCAAAAAAUUUAAACGAGAAUUCUGAAGCUAUACAUCUUCUAUUUUCUGCCAAUCGAUGGCUUUUAAAUUCAAAAAUGCGAGAAGAAUUGCUUUCUGGAAAGAAUUUAAUUGUUGAUCGUUAUUCGGGAAUUGCUUAUUCUAUGGCUAAAGGAAUUAAUAAAUGUUGGGCUUGUCAACCUGAAGUUGGUUUAAUUCGUCCGGAUUUGGUUUUAUUUUUUGAUGUUUCUCCUGCAAAUACAAGCAAACGUGGAGGAUUUGGAGAAGAAAUAAUGGAAAGAAGUGAAUUUCAACAAAUUGUUUAUGAAAAAAUGGAAAUGCUUUUUGACAAAAAUUCUUGGAAGAGAAUUGAUGCUUCACUCUCAAUAGAAAAUGUUCACGAAAAUAUAUUGAAGGAAGUUUCUCUUUUAUUGGAUAAAACAAAUAAACCGUUGAAGAAGUUUACUUUAAAUGAUUUUGGUAUUCUUAAUUAA